Molecule: messenger RNA, 8343 nt
Organism: Astyanax mexicanus (Mexican tetra)
Lineage: Eukaryota; Metazoa; Chordata; Actinopteri; Characiformes; Acestrorhamphidae
Product: chondroitin sulfate proteoglycan 4-like
Exons: 10
Coding region: 163-7395 (2410 amino acids)
Source: RefSeq, a predicted model, not a curated record
GCUGGUGACGUGCAGGUAAAGCGCUCGCGAGCUGUAGUAGACCCGGGGAAGUUGAGGAUGAGUCCGGGGCGCGCGGGACUGCGGAUAUCUCCCCCGGGGACCGGCGCGUGCACCCUGAAGAGAGAGGAGCGGCGCGUGAAUGGAACCGGCCAGCUGUGAAACAUGGUGAAGUGUGCUCCAGCGGGGAGCAGCCUGCUGUGGAGCUCGCUCUCUCUGCUGGUUCUGAUAGGAGCUCUGGUUCAGGGAGCUUCUUUUUACGGGGAUGGUUUUGUCCAGCUGAAAACUGUGGAAACGUCCAGUAAAAACUCCCUACAUGUGCGCUUUCGGACGUCCAGCCCUGACGGACUACUGUUCCUGGCUGCAGGGGACAAUGACUUCCUCUGGGUGGCGCUACACUCUGGACACAUUCAGGUACGGCUUGAACUCGGAUCAGGGGAGCACACCCUCCGCUCAGAAAAAGCGACUCCUUUGAACGACCUGCUCUGGCACACUAUAGAACUUCAGCACGAUGAGCACCACGUCACUCUGGCUGUGGACAAAACCUGCCAUGGCACUCUGCAGAUUCCUGGACCUGACUUGGAGCUCAGUAUCCAGGAAGGUCUCUACGUAGGCGGGCUCGGGAGCUUAGACAAGCUCUACCUCUUUAAAGAAAUGUGCCCUGUAGGCUUCCGAGGCUGCAUGGAUGAGGUUUUCUUUAACGAGCACAACCUUCUCUCAUCCCUGAGGCCUUACUCUGGCUAUAAAAUGGUCCAUGAAGUAUCGCUGGGCUGCAGCCCACAGUUCUCUGCGACUGUGAACGACUCCAUCAGUUUCUUCAGUUCCAAGGCCUACAUGUCUCUGCCUGUGUGGGAGGUUCCACAGGAAGGGGUGUUUGAUUGCGAGCUUUACACCUCAGCUGAAGAAGGGCUGGUUUUGUACAGCUCUGCUGGGCAAGGGGACUACAUAGCCCUUGAGAUGCGAGACAGGCACCUUGUCGCUGUUGUCAGGAUCGGUGGAAGUAAAACAGCCUUGCGCAGCACAGCUGCAGUGAAUGAUGGAAACUGGCACUCGGUACGGCUUUAUCUAGCACCCAAGGCCCUCCACUUAACUGUAGGGGAGGAGACUCUCAACUCCAGCUUGGGGGCAAAGUCUCGGCCCCUCCAGCUAAGCGGACCCCUCUUCUUGGGAGGAGUGGACGUAAGCACUCGUUCAGAAGUUCGAAGGAAUGGCUUGCUUUCUGUUGUAGGGAAGCACAUAGGAGGAGGUUCCUUUAAAGGAUGUCUAAGGAACAUCAAAGUCAAUGACCAAAACAUGGGUCUGCCCAGUGCUGUGGUCACCAAAGACAUAUCUGUCGGUUGUGAACCAUUAAAGAACAUUGAACCAUUGACCACUGUAAGUCCGGAAACACUUGCACCAGACACUUCAGCCACAGAACAUCAGCCUGAAUCUGACAAAAAGAAGUCUCAGACUUUCUUGUUGCUCGAAGACUUGCAGGUCUUGGAAGGUGGACGAGCACCACUCGAGUCAAAGCACAUCAAGGUGAACCUAGAGUUCCGCAAGCUUGGAAUCCGCCAAUCGCAGAUCAUGUUCCGCAUUGAGGAGCAGCCAGUCCAUGGACAGUUGAGGCUUGAUGUUGACUCUGAUCAAGGGGACAAUACCUUCAGUAUGCUGGACCUUUGGCAUGGUAGAGUCAUGUAUGUCCACGGAGGCUCUGAGGACCCCCUGGACUUCUUCAUGUUUUCUGUCUUCACCAGCAGCAAGAAAGAGGUGCCUGGUUUUUUAAAGGGGAAUCGAUUGCACAGAUUCAACAUUACGGUCGAGCCAAGCAAUGAUGCCCCAGAACUGAGCCUCCCUGAAGGCAGCCUCUUUGUUCUUCUGGAGAACUCCAAGCGUCGUCUGACCACAGACUUCCUCAGGGCUACUGAUCCUGACAACAACUCCACAGAACUAGUUUUCACUCUUUUAGGCAACCUUACUGCAGAUGCUGGCUUUCUGGAGCUUGAGGAUAACCCUGGGCAAGCUGUGACCUCUUUUUCCUAUGCAGAUCUGGAACAGGGAAAGGUCAGUUAUGUCCAUACAGGCGUCAGCAACUCUAGGAUGGCUCUCAGGGCAAGCGAUGGGGAAAAAAUAAGCAAUGCGGUGGUGAUAAGGAUCAUGGCGGUCACCCUGGGGCACAAAAUUGUGAACAACACAGGAGGGGAGGUCAUCCAAGGUGGAGCUACACACAUUGGUAACAAGCAUCUAGCUGUCGAAGUCAACGUGGCUACGCAAGCAAUGGAUAUCCGCUAUGAUGUCGUAGAGCCUCCGAUUUAUGGUGAGGUGCAACGGCUUCAUUCUGGUGGUGAAUGGAAGCAGACCAAUACCUUCACGCAGAAGCUUCUAGAAAAAGAACGACUCCGCUACCUCAGCACCUAUCGUGGAAUCCAGUUGAGUAACGUGACUGACAGCUUCAAGUGCAAAGUCACUAUUGGCUCUCUGUCGACAGACGAGGUUGUCUUUGUGAUUAAGGUACGGUGGAUUCAUUACAAAGUCACGAGGAGUAAACUGGAGGUGGACAGCGAUCAUGAAGUCCUACUGACUCCUCAGGAAUUCCGAAUCGUCUCCAAAGGAGUGAAGUUGCCUGAGGAAGACAUUCAAGUCCGCUUACUAACCUUACCAAAAAAAGGCAAUUUGCUGUUCGACGGCGACGAGAUCCUACAAGUCAAUUCCAGUUUUAGCCAGAGGAACAUCACCGAUCACAAAGUACGAUAUAAGCUUUUUGAGAGAGCACAUGAAGACAUGAGGGACAUGUUCAGCUUUGUGGUGUUCUCGGAAUACUCCCACUCUGGAAAGCAUGACUUCAGGAUAAGUAUUAAAGCGGAUGUUAACAGCAUAAUCUUAAGGAAUCUUGGACUUUCAGUCGUGGAAGGGCAAAGUAAGGUCAUAACCAAGGAUGUCCUUUUUUCUGAGACUCUCAGUUCUAGAGAGGUGUACUAUACAAUCACAAGUAGUCCUAAAAAUGGGAAACUAAUGAGAAUAAACCAUUGCAAUUCCACGACCAAUGGAGAUAACGUAGUGGCGUUCACCAAUAGGGACAUCCUGGAGGACUGUAUCUCGUACGUUCACGACGAUAGUGAAUCUACUCACGAUGCCUUCACGUUCCGUGCUUCCAUGUCCCCUGUUAAAGACAAAGCUCCAGCGACAGAGGACACUUUCAACAUCUCCAUUCAGAUGAUCAAUGAUGAGAAACCUGUCAGAGUUGUGGAUAAAGUCUUUCAUGUUGCCAGAGACAGCCAGAAGUUGCUAACCUUGGAGGACCUCUGUUACCACGACCCUGACGUAGACUUCGAUGAUGGGCAACUGCUUUACACCAGGCGAGGAAUCCCGAUGGGUGAGCUAGUCCUGGUCAACGACACUUCCCACAAGCUUUACCAGUUUCGUCAGAGGGAUCUUGCAGAAAAACGAGUGCUCUUUGUCCACAGAGGCGUCAGCUUCGGUCGCUUCGUCCUCUUCAUAUCAGAUGGAAAGCACUAUACCUCAACACUGCUGGAGGUCAGUGCCCAGGACCCUUAUUUGAGGGUAGUCAACAACACUGGCCUACUGGUCCAGAAAGGUAAGGAGGUUAUUUUAAGGCCUGCCAACUUCAGCGUCACCACCAACACUGACAUCAGAAGCGACGAAGAUGUUCUUUUUGAGAUAUUUCACCCCCCAAGUUACGGCACUCUGCUUUGCGUUGGCAUGGAGGGCGAUGCGUUUACCCUGUACGAUGUGAAGACUGGCUGUGUGGCGUAUCAUCACGACAACAGCGUGAACAUGAUGGACUCCUUUAGCUUCACCGCUACAGCGAAUGGGCUGCGACUGGACGUGACGGUUGAAGUGAAGGUGUACCUCGAGAGUCACCAGCGAGCUCCUCAAGUGGCUCACAACAACUCUGUACUGGUGGAGGAAGGAAAACCAGUGAAAAUUCAUAAAAAAGAACUUGAGGUGGUUCACGAGGACAGCUCACCAGCUGAAAUUUACUUUUCUGUGAAAACGUCUCCGUCGCACGGCUUCUUACGACGCUACGCAGAAGGAGAACCUCACUACCAAGGAACCCUGGAGAACCCCAUCGUAUCCUUCUCACAGGACGACAUCAAUACAGGACACAUCCAGUACGUGCAGGUCAAACCAGGACACUCCAACGACUCGUUCUCAUUGGACGUCACCAACGGGAUUCUGACCGUCAGUGACCUUAUUGUCUCCGUGGAGAUCAUACCUUCACAUAUACCAUUAGAAGUAUCAAAUCUGACCUUGAAAGAGGGAUCAUCAAAGGCUUUAACUCAGGACGUCAUCAGGGUCACCAGCAGACACUUCAAAGGACUUCAUUUCCAGUAUCAUGUGAUAGAAGGUCCUCAUCACGGCCAUAUAGAGCAUUCCAGAAUCCCAGGAGUCCCGAUCCCGUCUUUCACCAGGAUGCAGGUGGAGCAUGAGUUUAUAUACUACGUUCAUGACGGCAGCGAGACCACAGUGGAUAAUUUCACACUGGUGGCGAAUGAUACGGAUCUCCGUAAGCAGAGUCUUCCUCAUAUCAUCCACGUGACGGUGAUGCCCGUUAACGACGAGCCUCCGGUUAUAACGGCCAACAGGAUCCUGAGGGUGUGGGUGGACUCCAUCACUGAAAUCUCUACAGAUGAUCUGAGCGCUGAGGACCUGGACUCCUCCCCGGAGAGCCUGGAGUUCAUCAUCACCCCCCCAACCAACGGCCACCUGGCCCUGAAGAGCGCCCCCUCCAGGCCUGUCCUCAACUUCACCCAGGCUCACAUCCUAAACAGCCGGCUGGUGUUCGUACACAGCGGUGCGCUGUCUGGAGGAUUCCACUUUCAGGUGAAUGAUGGAGUAAACUUUGCCCCAAGGCAGAUCUUCAGCAUCACCGCCCGGGCUCUGGUUCUCACCCUGGAGAGGAACCGCGAGCUCAGAGUAUUUCCAGGUUCCUCCAACUUGAUUUCUGUAGAAGACCUUCUGAUCGUCACUAACGACUACGAUGAUAUUCACGGGAAUCGCACCAUCGUCUUCUCCGUCACCACACCACCCAAACUGGGCAGACUGGUCCGGAUCCAGGAGGACAAUUCCACUGAGACGAAGCAAAUUUCCACAUUCACCCAGAGCAUGAUCAAGGCGAACGUGGUUCUGUAUGAACACACUGAACCGGUGGGAUGGGCGGCGACAGAUUCCUUUAUCUUCACUGCAUUUUCUCCUCCAGCUUCUCUCAAACCACAGACCUUCAAAAUCCACAUUUCCUACGACAACACCAGCCCAGAGCACAGAACCGUCCUUCUGGCUAACAGCGGUGCUGUUGUGGCUGAAGGCAGUCGAGUUACGAUAGAUAAGUCAAGACUGGAUGCCUCGAACCUUUUGGGAAAGCUUCCCGAAGAAGAACGCCACUCGUACGAGAUCUGGUACGGUGUCACCACGCCACCGCGCUACGGCACAAUCGUCGUAGGAGAGAGGAACCUAACUCGUGAGAAACCCAACUUCUCCCAGUUCAUCCUCAACAAAUUUGGCAUCACAUACGUCCACGAUGACUCUGAGACAACCUGGGACAACUUCGGAUUUGAUGUGUGGUUGAAUCCCAAAGGGAAACCUACUCAAAGACCAAAAGACGCAGAUCUUUUGGUCUCUGAGACGUUCCACAUCUCGGUGACUCCUGUAAACGACCAGCCUCCCUUUUUCAAGACCCAAGCUCCUGGUCUGAGGGUCAUCAAAGGAGACACGGUAGCUUUGAGACCUGAGAACCUUCUAGUGGAGGACCUGGACACUCCACCCGAGGACAUUCACUAUACUGUAAUCAACAAACCCAACAAUGGCUUCUUGGCCUUGACAGGAAGGCUAAACGAGUCUACGGUCACUUUUACCCAAGCGGAUGUGAACGAAAGAAGAGUUUACUUUGUUCAAGAUGGGCAUCCAACCUCAGGAAUAUUCUACCUAAGCGUAACCGAUGGUUUCCACCAUCCACUCUACAAACUCUUCAACCUCGAAGUCGACAAUGUCACCAUCACUGUGGUGAACAACACUGGGCUAUCUCUUCUGCAAGGGCAGACUACGACCACCCUGACCCUUCAACACUUGGCGGCAGUAACCAACAAGAAAAACAUCACCAUAAAGUAUCACCUUACUUCGCCACCGAGUCACGGUAGGCUCAUGAUCAUGGAAGAGGCAGCUAUAUGCUUUGAUCAUGAAGACCUUCGGUUGGGAAGGGUGUCUUAUCACAUGACUGAUUUGUCCUCAUCUCAGGAUAGCUUUGAGUUGGCUCUUCUUACCUCUGAAAGCAACCUGACCAACCAGGUAGUCAACAUCACGGUCAGGCCGUUGAUCCACCUCGGCGAACAUGUCUGGAUUGCAGAAGGUGUCCCUGUGAAGCUAAGGAAGGAUGUUCUGGAUGCCACAGAGCUUGCUUCCAUCAGCGCCAGCGAUCCAGUCUUCGAAAUUCUCAUCCCUCCAAAAUAUGGAAAGCUAGUCAAAGCAACCUAUGGCUUGGGUGGUUCCUCAAAAUCUGUGGAAUCGUUCUCCUUUACGGACAUCGAACAAGGCAGGGUUGCCAUUGAGGAACACAUCAACUUGACCGUAUCUAGACAUGACAAUGCAACAGCAGUCAGAAGAAACAUAACCGCUAGUGUACUUCAUGACUCGUUUGUGUUCCUCUUAAAGGCAACGAAUGUCCAACCUGCCAGAGGAGAGUUCUCUUUCCUCGUCUUACCGUACGAUCCGAAGACAGGAAAACAUGUCAUCGUAGAACCUCCGAUGCAACCGACCAGACAUCCUUCAAUCAACAGAACCACCAAUCCAGUGUCCCCAAUGAACCAUCCAUCGCACACACAUCCAACCACACGACCACAUCGAAUCCCCGCAAAGACGAGGUCGAGACAUCAUCGCUUUGGGAAUCACACUCGAGUACGGUCCCCGGUAUCUACCGCACCCAAAUCCUCUUUGGGAAAGCAAGACGAGUCCCUGAAGAACACUCCAGUCUGGGUGGAGUCCCUGCCAAGACCUGCCUCCGACCCCCUGCUCAUCAUCCUGCCCUUCCUGGCCUGCUUGCUUCUCAUCGUCAUCCUGGUUGUUCUUAUUCUGGUCUUCAGGCACAGAAGAGAGAAGCGAGCCCAGCCUGCGAUGAUCCCAGAUCUACCGGAAAGCUCUGGAGAGGACAUUCUGCCACACAGCCCUUAUAUGGGUCCAUCUGAAAGAAGCCUAACCGUCCCCUCAGUCGUGGUGACGCCACUAACUCCGAGAUGCCCCAUAAACCCAGUUCUAGAGGCAGUGCACAAUGCUGCAUUAGUGCCAGCUAUUGCACCUACGGACUCUCCACUGCUUCUCUGCACCUGGACUCCCAUGAUGGGUCAUGAUGGGAUUCACCGGGUCCCACCUGGCACGCCAACGCUCAGACACAAUCAGUACUGGGUUUGACACAAGUAUUCUGAGUGAGGGAUGAACCUCCAAUGAUCUCAGAUCUACCGGAAGACUCUGGAGAGCGUCCAACAGAAGCUUAAAGGAGAACUCCAGUGUAAAAUGAACUUUUGUUGUAGUGAAACAUGAUAAAAAGUUCUUAUCUUUAAUGAAUAGCACACCUCCGUUCUCCCACAGCGUUCCGAGAUCCAGAAAUUUUAACAGUUUGUCCAAACACCCUUCAGACUGGGCGACACAGGGCAUAAUUUACCCUGAUAAAUCGCUUUUUCUGCCAUUACGGCCGAAACUGAACUGAAAAUAACAUCUCUGAACGCUGUCGGAGAAUUGAGGUGUGACAUCAAAAGUAAGUACUUUUUAUCAUGUUUUACUACAACAAAAGCCUAUUUUACACUGGUCCCUUCAUUUGUGGUGACCCCACUUACUUUGAGAUGCCCCAUUAACCAUGUUCUAGAGGCAGUGCACAAACAAUGCUGCCUUGGUGUACCUGGUGGACUCCCAUGUUGAGCUGAGAUGGGACUCAACGGAGCCAACCUGGCAACCCAAACCUCAUACCAGAUCAGUACUUUGUUUCAAAUGUUCUGGUUUGCAAACCUAAUUUUGAACCGUUUGCCACGUUUACAACCAACAAAAGUAGGUUCUAGAACCAGUAACUAUUAUUCACAGUCGAAUACUUGGUUCUUCAGUGCGAACCGUGACCAUUUUUGUUCACCGUCGCUUUGUGCAGCGCCCUCUGUUGAUGUUGACGAUUUCCAUUAAAACUGGUGGAAACGUAGGUUUGUUUCCACAGAACUGGUUCAAGAACCAGAGUUCUUUUGGUGGAAAAGAGCCAUGAUGACUCGAGAUGGGACUCACCAGGGUUCUCCAUCCACUCCAACGUUCAGACCGAAUCACAAGCCCUCUGCACUGAAAAAAAUUAUGAAAAAAACUUUUGCAACUUUCUGCAUUUGC